GAAGUGCAACUACCGGCUUAUUCUACUUCGGUUAUCGAUAUACACAGCCUCAAUUGCGGCCAAAGGGCAGGUCACAUUGACACCUGCGGUAAUCUGUUGUCGCGAUCUUGAAAGAGUACCAGUCCUGAAGGGGACCGGGCAUCUUCCACAGCUCCUAUUGAAAGGUCCGGCAUUCAACGAGCCCACACUGUGAGAAUCAUUCAAAGAUGCCCGAUGAAACCGUGUCAGAUCAGCUCUCCGCGCAGGGAGACACCCGCUCAACGCAACCUCCAGCAACGCAUUUCCCAGCGCCGCUCCUACCACUUUCAAUCUCAUCGCGUCCGGUGGAACAACAGCCUCCCAAGACCUGCACCCGGUGCCGAAAGCGCCUGUGGGGCCAACGCCUUGACACAGCGGUCAAGGUCUUCGGCAUCCUGGCCUUCCUGCUGUCGUGUGCGGCGCUGUGCCCCAGCAUCUGCGGCCAGGAGGACACACACAGGGCGACGCAGUUGGCUGAGUGGGCGGCGCUAAAGGACUUCAUUGAGUACUGCGAGAGCCACGGUUGGCAGAGCGAUGGAUGUGAUGGAGUUAGGAAUGUGACUUUGCCUCGCCCGCCUGAAGGCCAUGGGCAUUUGCGGCGUUUCUUUGAAGGCGGCAAACGGAUUUCAGUUCCAUGAUAUAUCCGAGUCACGGUCUUUCAGUUCUUGUAUCAAGUGAGGAAUGAGACUGUAUUCAAAUGUUGCAAGUGCAAACGCUGAGCAACGAAUGUUUCAAGUGACUUUUUUGACCGUAAAUUAUUCACACUGAUCGUUCCAUAUCAUGCCCUAGGGCACUUUCGAGGGUGAGAUUUGCCAAUGGUAUUGGUUCACCUGAUCAUGCAAUUGUAAC
Messenger RNA from Diaporthe batatas, 867 nucleotides. RefSeq lists its product as uncharacterized. The transcript is spliced from 2 exons. The coding region runs from base 207 to 656 and encodes 149 amino acids. The record is from RefSeq and is a predicted model, not a curated record. NCBI's taxonomy places the organism in Eukaryota, Fungi, Ascomycota, Sordariomycetes, Diaporthales, Diaporthaceae.